CCCGUGCCGAGAAGCGUUCACACGCACACGCCGACGGGACACGGCGAGGCCGACGUCACCGCGCGCGGCCGCCGCCAGCAACGGCUCAGACAGAGGCCCGUGCCUGCCUCUGCCCCAAGGAAGGCGAACACCGCACGCACGCACGCGGCCUCAAAAAAAGGAGAGCCUCCUGCUAAAAAAGAGAGGAAGGAGGUCAAUCCAGCGAUCUGCUUGCUUCUUCCCCGCCCGCCCGCCCUUAUCGAGGAUUCCAUUCCAACCCCCCGUCGCCAGCCCACGCACCCACCAUACCCAGCUCGAAAACGAGAGGAUCAUCCGCAGGCAAGGCCGGGGAGAGGAUCGAAUCAAGGAGGGCUCGCGUCGGGGAUUGGAGCUCACGCGAACCAACCAUGGUUGAAUCGGAGGUCGACGCGUCGGCGGCACCGACCGCCACGGCCACGGCCAGGGCCUCGGCGGCGGUGCUCACCGCGCCGCUGUCGCUGGAAGGGGGCCUCGCGGCGGAGCUCCAGCCGGCGAACCUCGUGCAGCGGGUGCUCAGCCUCUUCGGGAACGUCAGGCCGGGCGCCGAUCUCUCGCACUUCCAGCUGCCUGCUACGUUCAACCUGCCAAAAUCGCAGCUCCAGUUGUACGGGGAAAUAGUCUACUGCGACGGAGACGACUACCUGAGCAGAUGCGGCAAAGGCAAGGACAGCCUCGAGCGCUUCACGGCGGUCGUCGCAUGGAGCAUCUCGACGACGAGGCCGCCCAUCUUUGGUUUCGCGCCCUACAACCCGGUCCUCGGAGAGACGCACCAUGUCUCCAGAGGGUCACUCCAUGUCCUUCUUGAGCAGGUGUGUCAUAAACCCCCGGUCUCUGCGCUUCACGCUACCGAUGACGGCGGGAACGUCGAGCUUGUCUGGAGCCAACACCCAGUGCCGAAAUUUAAUGGUGCUAGCAUAGAGGCAACGGUGCACGGCAAGAGGCAAGUCAGGCUUCCAAAGUUCAACGAGACAUACGAGAUGGACUGUCCAAAUCUGCUCAUCAGGCUGCUUCCUGGGCCCUCCGUCGAGUGGUCCGGCACCGUCAGGAUCGUCUGCAAGGACUCCGGGCUCGAGGCAGAAUUGAGCUACCACAGAAGCAACUCCUUCAUGGGAAUGGGAGGUGACGGGAGGUGCGUUAAGGGCAAGGUGUUCCAUUCAUCGAGCCCGCAGGACACCGUCUUCGAGAUCGAUGGCUACUGGGAUAGGACUGUUUCACUCAAGGAUGUUGAGAGUGGGGAGGUCUUGGUUCUCUACGACGCGAACCUCUCCAUCGCUAACCUCGUCACACCGGAGGUUAAAGAUGAAGAGGGCUUGUCAUCUACCGAGUCGGCGGUCGUCUGGAGCGAAGUCAGCGAGGCUAUCCUGGCAAAGGAUUGGGAGAAGGCUAGCGAGGCGAAGCGGAAAGUCGAGGGCACAGCUAGGAGCCUUGAGAAGGAGAGGAAUGAGAAGGGAGAGGUGUGGAUGCCCAAGCACUUCUCAUUGUCCCAGGACAAGGAUGGGAACUGGGAGUGCUGGCCAUUAGAGAAAUCAGUGCGUCCAGCUCCUAUCGUUGUACCUUCUCCUUCUUCAUGACACUACAUUACAUGUAAUAACAAUGUUAAAUCAUAUAAUCAAGCUGACCAUUCUUUUUUA
Molecule: messenger RNA, 1649 nt
Organism: Aegilops tauschii subsp. strangulata
Lineage: Eukaryota; Viridiplantae; Streptophyta; Magnoliopsida; Poales; Poaceae
Product: oxysterol-binding protein-related protein 4C
Cellular component (GO): cytosol; membrane
Molecular function (GO): sterol binding
Source: RefSeq, a predicted model, not a curated record